Messenger RNA from Rhinolophus ferrumequinum (greater horseshoe bat), 860 nucleotides. RefSeq names its product basic proline-rich protein-like. The coding region runs from base 1 to 693 and encodes 230 amino acids. The record is from RefSeq and is a predicted model, not a curated record. NCBI's taxonomy places the organism in Eukaryota, Metazoa, Chordata, Mammalia, Chiroptera, Rhinolophidae. The transcript is spliced from 3 exons.
AUGCCGUGGGCCCGAAGGGGGCGGCCCGCAGGGCUGGAGCGCCGCGCCCCCCGCCCGCGCUCGGCGGGAGCCCGCGGUGCCGCACGCGGCAGCGGCAGGAGGGUUCCCCGAGCGCAGAGCGGCGCAGCCCCCGCCCCGGAGCCCCCGCCCCAGAGCCCCCGGGCCCGCCCAGCGGGAGGAGGAGAGCCGCAGGGAAGAGCUGGCGAGCCGCGUGCCUCCUCAGUCGGUGCUCUACCUGGGCGUGGAGCCUGGGAAUGGCGAGGAACCCGCAACAGAGGGGCGCGGGCCGGGCCGCCGUCGCCGCCACGCAGGUCAGCUCUGCCCGCCUCCAGCCAACCAGGCCUGCCGCUACCUGAGCCCCCGGGCCGCGCUGCCAACGGGAAACCUGAGACGCCAGGGGCGCCGCGACUGCCCAGUCCCUCGGCCGGAAGCGCGCCCGCUUCAGCCCGGGUCAGACUCCUGCAGGCUCCUGGGACCUCGACUCCGCUGCCACCCGCGGGCCCCGAGGGCGCUUCCCACGUGUUAGGAUUUGUCCGAACCUCCUUCCCGCCGGGACUUUUCCCAAGGAAAAGUGGUUUAAGAGGUGCUCUGAAGGAGCAAAGAAUGAAGAGUUGUGUUCCAUUUCGGAAGGAUCCAGGAAAGAACGGAGAGCAGCUGCCAGAGGACAACCGAUCAAUGCAUAACAAGGAAUGAAAACCCAAAUGUGCCUAUGACACAGAAGCUUCACCCAGAAAUCCUCAGAAAUCUUGGGGAAAACUGGACAAUCCCCAAACACCUUAGGGUGGGCAAAGAUUCCCAUAGUUCAUGAUUGGUCUAAAGGUUGAAUCUCCGAGAAAACAAAAUAAAUCCGUUUAAAGUCA